This is a messenger RNA of Heterotrigona itama, 1153 nucleotides long. Lineage: Eukaryota; Metazoa; Arthropoda; Insecta; Hymenoptera; Apidae. The record is from the annotation of a GenBank genome assembly.
AUGGAUGUAGAACAUUUGAUUUUCGGAGGAUUGAAAGCGGAACCGAUAAUAAUAUCGACGCUCUCGACGCUCGUGACUGUUCUGCUAUACAUUAAAUAUUGGUUUGAUAGUUACGCUGUGACGAAUAUUCCUUCGAAUUCAUUGCUACCAUCUUACGACUUUAUAAUAAUCGGUAGCGGUUCUGCAGGUAUGUUACACUAUUUAUUUAAACUAAUUUUCAAAAAAAGAUCGACAGUUCGAUAAUUCCUCGUCAUUUAUUCAUUGAUACAAAAUUUCUUAUAGUAAUUUUUCACAAUAAAGACAACGGCCUUUAAAGUAAGUUAUGUGUGUAAAGAAUCAUGUAUUACCGACUGAUAAUAAUUAUUCAAUUAUCUACGUCUUGAAUAUCUAUUCAAACGAUGAAUAUCUGUUUCUAUUAACUUCUGCAUUUAUCUUCUAAGUUGACUACGUAUAAGAGAAUUUAUAUUCUAAUAAUUAAUCUAAUAAUCUAUAUUGAAAUUGUAGAGUAAAAUCUCAAUUAUCGGGAUACUAAAUAUUCGAACGUUCUAUCAUCGGAAUAUUUUAAUAUUCGACUAAUACACUUUGUACUUUUUGCGUAUGUGAAAGCCACAGAGUAUUUAGUUUCUUUUACGAAAAUCAUCAAAACACCACAAAAAUUUUCAAAAUAUCUUAGUGCUAUUAGCAGACUAGCAGACUAUGGGUUUCAGAAAUUUGAAGGUGCAAUGCACGUAAUAGGCAGAAAUAUAUAAAAUAAUUCAAGUGGAAUUCAACCGAUGAGAAGCAAUGUCUCAACACUGACAGAAUUAAUAUUCUCAACAUUUUAUUUACGUCUAAAAUAAAAAAUAGGAAAAACCGUCAUUUAGAAAUCUCAUUCACCUUGCGAAUUUGUUCCAAUAUAAUUUCUGUCCACUUGUUCGUCGAAUUAUAAAUUCAAUCUUCUUUACAUUAAAUUCACGCGAUUUCUAACAAAUUUAUUCCCCCUGAAUCUUGUUUAUAAUUCUCGUUGUCAAGUGCUAUUCGCCCAGCAAAUUUGUUCAUUCGUACCAAUCUGAUGCAUUGAAAUAAUUAACGUUACGCAGGAUCUGUGCUAGCGAAUCGCUUGUCCGAGAUAAAUGACUGGAACGUUCUCCUCCUGGAAGCAGGUGGCGAUGGA